Molecule: messenger RNA, 1032 nt
Organism: Drosophila kikkawai
Lineage: Eukaryota; Metazoa; Arthropoda; Insecta; Diptera; Drosophilidae
Product: INO80 complex subunit E
Biological process (GO): chromatin remodeling
Cellular component (GO): nucleus; Ino80 complex
Source: RefSeq, a predicted model, not a curated record
GAUGACAUCGAUGGGUAUCGCUGUUUCUCCACCUCUAAUAAACAGUGAAAUUAAAAUAAAAUGCUUGAGGGCUGGUACUGCCGGAACCAGGGGGAAGCCGCCAUCAAGGACGAGCCACAGCAGCCGGAGAGCGAUGAGGAACCGCCACCGCCGGCAAGGGAUCGUAUCUACGCGAUAGCUCAUGGCGGAGCACCCGCGAGUUCAUCUUCUGCAUCCGCGGGAUUGGGAAUUGGCGGAGUCGGCGCCGUGGACUACAAGGAGCGCUACAAAAACCUUAAAAAGAAGCUCAAGUUUCUCAUCUACGAGAACGAAUAUUUCCAGGAUCUGUUGCACACGAAUCAGCGAAGGCUGCUGAAGGUGUCCCGCGAUCGCACAUUCCUGCUGGAUCGCCUGCUGAUGUACGAGAAGCCCGCCAAGGACUCUAGCGACAGCGAUGCCACCGACAGCUCAGAUUCGGAGCCAGAGAACGCCUCAGCAUCCACAUCCGGGGUGACCGGAGGUUCCCAAACACCCAAAGAAACUAUACGCCGAAAACACAAAGACAAAGGAGCACCUGGAGUACCAGGAAUGCCCUCGCACAUGCCCACUGUGGGGGCCACACGGGGUCGCAGGCGCAAAAUUCUGACCGGAAUGAUGCCCUCGAGUCACGGAAUGCAGGCCGCUGCUGCAAAGAGACAGCUCACGGCCACAGUUUCGCCGUCGCAGCAGCUGCAGCAUCAGCAAAUCCAGCUACAGACUGUCCCCAAAGAGGCUUCACCUGGCUUGAGCACAGCCGAAAUUGCCCGUCAGCUGCAGGAACGACGCCCCACGCCCAUUGAGUUGAUGAGCCCGGAGUGUACCUCGGCCACUGUGCCCACCACGAUGCUCAGCGAUGAGAGUCCCUCCAAGUGCUAUGCCAAUGAGAGUUUGCAGCACUUGAUGGAGGACGACGAGGUGGCCGCCGAGGAGUGCGUGCCCAUGGAGUACACCAGUUAACAAUGAAACACGGCUAUAUGUUAUUUUGGCUUAUCUAUUAAACUAACAAGAACGACA